Messenger RNA from Coregonus sp. 'balchen', 8742 nucleotides. NCBI's taxonomy places the organism in Eukaryota, Metazoa, Chordata, Actinopteri, Salmoniformes, Salmonidae. The record is from the annotation of a GenBank genome assembly.
AUGAGGCAGUCCCUGCCUGAUCCAUCUGCCAAAGUCUCUCUGGUAAGAGGGAAAGCUGGUUUAAUAUGAUUAUUUCUGCAGAGGGUCAAUAUACCACUAUCAAAGCUGCUCCUCCUUCAGAGACAUAUGGCAAUCUCACUCUGUCUAUGCUACCUAACCUCACAAACAAAAGCAUUCUCCUGCUUUGUGGUCAGACAAGAAAAGCAAUUUUCAGGACUGUGAAUGCCUAUCUUGUCACAGUUUAUAUUAUGAGUCCCUAAAACGGUGUUUUCAAUGAUAGACAACACAAACAGGUACAGACUGUGUGUGUGUGCGUGGGUGCGUGGGUGCACUCGUUGUGUGUACGCGUCGUGUGUGUGUGCUUCCACCCUGCAGAAAAUCGACCCGCAGCUGGAUGAGUUUUUCCAGUCUCUGCGCAGGAAAGUGAAGAUCGGCAUAGUGGGCGGAUCAGACUACUCAAAGAUCGCAGAGCAGCUGGGGGAGGGAGAUGAAGGUGAGCGCUCCUCAUUCUCACUUUGGUCUCAUUUCAGUCUCACAUAUUCACCCUCAAACCCAUCUUACUGCCUUUGUCUCACAGGGCUUUACAAACCCCAAAAGGCUGUCGCUUUCAUGGUCAUGAAAUUAUUUCAGGGACAUUCACCAGAGAGACAGUUUAGGGGCUUUCGUGUUUGCAGCCCACUCUCAUUUGACAUCAGUCCAUAAAUAACAGACAUAGACGAAAGCAGCUACGUCAGUUAGUCUGCGAUCCGGGUCGCACAUGGACCCAGAUGGAGUUACAUGUUUGCUCAUGUACCUGUGUUACAUUCCCUUCCUUCCCACCCACCACCAGAGACCUUGACACACUGACCCUGUGGUGGAGUUUACACACAGCAGUGGAGACUGGCCACCAACACACUGACAACUGACCGUUAUCACUCAGAGCAGCAACAAAAGUAAAGCAACGAACAAUAGAGUACAUUUAAGGGGGAGUGCUACUAGUGCAUUCAAUGUUUUGUUUUCAGUGCGUUCAAGGUUUUCAAUUUUGCAGCAGCAGUUCUCUAUCCUGAUCAUCCCCAGACUGCAUUAUGCAAGACUGAUUGAGAUGCUCAGUACUUUGAAACUCUAGCCAUGUGAGAUAUGUGUACAGUGAAUGGACAGGACAGAGAUUAAACUGCACUAUUCCAGGUAGUGUUACAUAGGUGGUAAUCUGCAAUGACCAAUAAUCCCGCUGCACCAGGUACAACAUGCCUGUGUUCCAGUUGGGGGAGAUUUUUAGGCUAUGUGUGGUGAAAGGAGUCAGGCGCAGGAGGGUAUUCACCGAAUACAGAGUUUAUUCCUUCGUUGACACACACAUGCGCUCCAAUAGCGAUCAACGAAACAGGCACAGGGGAAACCAACAUCCCUGGCAAUACACUGUAACGGAAUCCAAUAAUACAUAGGCACAGGGGGAAAAUCUACCCUGGCAACACAAUGUUAUGAGUAGCUCCACCGAGCUACAUACUCUCACAAUAACAAUCACCCACAAGGACAAGGGGGCAGAGGGAACACUUAUACACAGACUAAUUAGGGGAUAGGAACCAGGUGUGUGUGAUUGACAAGACAAGUGUGAUGAUGAUUGGGGCGGCAGUGGUUAGUACUCUGGUGAUGACGAACGCCGACGCCUGCCUGAACAAGGAGGGGAGGCAGCCUCGGCUGAAGUCGUGACAGUACCCCCCCCCCCCCCCCCCCAGCUCCAGCAGCGCGCCGACCCCGGCCUCGGGGACGGCCAGGAGACUUAGACGUACUCCCUCACGUCCUUAGCCAAGGUAGGCCACCAGUACCUUCCGCUCAAGCAGCGCACUGUACGACCGAUACCUGGGUGACCAGAGGAGGGUGACGUGUGUGCCCAGAAGAUCAGACGAUCACGGAUAAGAGCAGGCACGUACCGCAGCCCAGCUGGACACUGCAGUGGAGAUGGAUCUGUGUGUAAUGCCCGCUCUAUAUCCGCGUCCAUCGCCCAUACUACCGGCGCCACAAUGCAGGAGGCCGGGAGUAUGGUGAUGUGUCUCUGUGUCAUACAGCCGGGACAGUGCGUCUGCCUUCACGUUCUUCGUACCCGGAAUGUAUGAUAGUGUAAAAUCAAACCAGGUGAAGAAUAGGGCCCACCUGGCCUGGCAAGGAUUCAGCCUCCUCGCUGCCCGGAUGUACUCCAGGUUACGGUGGUCCGUCCAGACGAGGAAAGGGUGUUUCGCCCCUUCGAGCCAAUGCCUCCACACAGCCAACCGCUCCCGAUCACCAAUGUCGUAGUUCUGCUCCGCCGGGCUGAGCUUCUUCGAGAAGAAGGCACAGGGGCGGAGCUUGGGUGGUGUGCCCAAGUGUUGGGACAGGACAGCGCCUAUCCCUUAUUCGGACGCAUCCACCUCCACUACGAACGGUAGUGAUGGAUCGGGGUGGGCCAGUACCGAAGCUGAGGUGAACAGACCCCGCAGUCUCCUGAAGGCCAGAUCCGCCUCAGCAGACCAGCGGAGCCGGGACGGCCCACCCUUCAACAGGGAUGUGAUGGGAGCUGCGACCUUGCCAAAGCCCCGGAUAAACCUUCGGUAGUAAUUGGCAAAGCCAAGGAAUCGCUGCACCUCCUUAACCGUGGUUGGAGUCGGCCAAUUACGCACGGCUGAAAUGCGAUCUCCCUCCAUGUCCACACCUGAGGUGGUAAUGCGGUAUCUGAGGAAGGAGACGGACUGCUGGAAAAACAUACACUUCUCUGCCUUGGCAUAAAGGUCAUUUUCCAACAGUCUGGCCAGCACUUUGCAAACCAGGGACACAUGCUCGGUGCGAGUAGCGGAAUACACCAGGAUGUCAUCGAUGUAGACCACUACACCGUGACCAAGCAUGUCCCGAAACACCUUGUUCACAAAGGACUGGAAGACGGAUGGAGCAUUCAUCAAACCGUAGGGCAUCACCAGGUAUUCAUAAUGCCCCGUGGUUGUGCUGAAUGCCGUCUUCCACUCAUCCCCCUCCCGAAUACGCACCAGGUUGUACACACUCCUGAGAUAUAGCUUUGUGAAGAAGCGCGCCCCAUGCAUUGACUCGAUCACUGAAGGAAUGAGGGGGAGAGGAUAACUAAAUCUAAUCGUCUCCUUGUUCAGUGAUCGAUAAUCAAUGCACGGGCGCAGACCGCUGUCUUUCUUCUUCACAAAGAAGAAACUUGAGGAGGCGGGUGAAGUGGAGGGACGUAUGUACCCCUGGCCCAUAGCCUCAAUUUCAGCCUGCGACAGGGGGUACACAUGACUCCUGGGAGGUACAGCAUCUACCCGAAGGUCUAUCGCACAAUCCCCCGCCCGAUGAGGUGGUAAUUUAGUAACACGCGUGCGCCAAAUCGAGGUAUUCGGGGGGAAUGCGCACGGUGGAGGUACCGUCUGGACUUUCCACCGUGGUUGCACCAAUGGAAACAUCUAGACACCUACCCUGACAUUCACGCAACCACCCUGUGAGAGCCCUCUGCGGCCAUGAGAAGGUGGGGUUGUGGAGUGCUAGCCAAGGGAUACCUAAUACCACAGGGAAAGGAGAUUCAAUAAUCGAAAAAAUAACCUGCUCACAAUGAGUCUCCUGGGUGAUCAUGGUGACCGGUAUAGUGACUUCCGUAACAAACCCGGACCCUAAUGGUCGACUAUUGAGUGCUCUGAUGGGGAGUGGAACGGAGAGGGGAACCAAUUAAAUGCAUUGACGGCGUGCGAAUGCCCUGUCCAUGAAGUUCCCAGCUGCGCCUGAAUCGACUAGCGCAUUACACUGGGAAACUACCAUGAUAUCGGGAAAGUGGAUAGGUAGGGUACAGUGUGCAACAGAGGGCUCUGAACAAGUGUGGGUGUUCAAUACCUGGGGUGAUGCGUGAGUGCCCUGCCUGCCGACUCCCGGCCCAAAAUAACGUUGACUACGACGUGUGGUGUACUGUCCCUUCGUGCCACCAGAGUGGCACUGUCGCUGUCCUCCUCCGCUCUCUCGGCCGGCGGCUCCACCCAGCUCCAUCGGCUCAGGAUCCGAGUCGCCCAGGGUGGAAACGGGCAGACCCCUACCAGGACGUCCUCUGGCUGCCAGCAGGUUGUCCAAACGAAUGGCCAUGUCCACCAGCUUAUUGAAGGACAACAUGGUGUCCCGGCAGGCUAGCUCCUGUCGCACGUCCUCCCGCAGAUGGCACCGGAAAUGGUAGAUCCGGUUGGCCAGCUGGUCUUGACAGAUCGGGUCCUCUCCUCUCCAGGCGUUGGGACGGCCUGAAGAACCCAAUCCAUCGCUUCCCCCAAGCUGGCCAGCAUUGUGGAAUGCUCCUGGACCCGUGCCAUGACUCCAGGCAUGCACUCUUCUCCCGCUGACUCCAUAGCGGGUGGGUGAUUCUGUGGUGAGUGUGGUGAAAGGAGUCAGGCGCAGGAGGGUAAUCACCGAAUACAGAGUUUAUUCCUUCGUUGACACACACAUACGCUCCAAUAGCGAUCAACGAAACAGGCAUAGGGGAAACCAACAUCCCUGGCAAUACACUGUAACGGAAUCCAAUAAUACAUAGGCACAGGGGGAAAAUCUACCCUGGCAACACAAUGUUAUGAGUAGCUCCACCGAGCUACAUUUACAUUUUAGUCAUUUAGCAGACAUUCUUAUCCAGAGCGACUUACAGUUAGUGAGUGCAUACAGUUUUCAUACUGGCCCCCCGUGGGAAAUGAACCCACAACCCUGGCGUUGCAAGCGCCAUGUUCUACCAACUGAGCUACAGGGGAUCCUGUACUCUCACAAUAACAAUCACCCACAAGGACAAGGGGGCAGAGGGAACACUUAUACACAGACUAAUUAGGGGAUAGGAACCAGGUGUGUGUGAUUGACAAGACAAGUGUGAUGAUGAUUGGGGCGGCAGUGGUUAGUACUCCGGUGACGACGAACGCCGAAGCAGUGAGGGAGGCAGCCUCGGCCGAAGUCGUGACACUACGUGCUGGUAGCUUGUGUUGUCUAUUUACUAUGAAUGUUCUCACAGUGCUCCUCAGUAACACACUUUUACCUAAUUCGCCCCCUUUCUCUCUUACAGUGAUACAGAAGUUUGACUAUGUGUUUGCUGAGAAUGGCACGGUGCAGUACAAAGAUGGGAAGCUCCUUUCCAAACAGGUGGGUGUGACUGAGGUGAGGGAAGGAAUAAAAUAUAUUUUGGCUCACUAACAAGCCAUUUAAACCUGAUUCCAUGUAAACAACAUGCAGGGACAACCUUUUUUCUUGUACACUGUACUCAGCUAAGAAGACUGGAAGGGAAAGUUAUGAUCAUGCCUUUAAGAGAACUGCACUGUGUUAAUAAUAAAAGACAGUUCAAAUAUUUGAACUAUGUCCUACAGGCCAUCCAGAACCAGAUAGGAGAGGAACUACUACAGGACCUCAUUAACUUCUGUCUCAGCUACAUGGGGCUGAUCAAGCUGCCCAAGAAAAGGUGAGACUCUGACCUACUUUCAGCUCCUUUUCCAGAGGACGUCCUGGUAGGGGUCUGCCCGUUUCAUUCAGAGGCCCCAGGGCCACUACAACCUGUCCAUCAAAGCUGCAGGCAUUGGAGAAAGGAAUGCUGGCUCUGUCAGUAUUCCUAAGCGUGUUUUUCCAGUUUGACAAGCUGAAAUCACAGAGAGACUAAGACAGAAGGAUUGAUCUGUAUCUGGGUGGAAAUACAUAUUUGCUUGAGAAACAAAGCAAUUCUGAAUCUAACCCUAGAAUCUCUAGAAUUUUAGUAUGAUGGUUGGUAACAAAGCCACACUAAAGUCUAUUCUUACAGAUUAAUGCCUUAUUUUGCACUCAGGGGCACCUUUAUCGAAUUCCGCAACGGAAUGCUGAACAUCUCCCCCAUUGGCCGGAGCUGCACACUUGAGGAACGAAUCGAAUUCUCUGAAAUCGACAAGGUAUUACACAGUAUAAGAGUGCCUAAAUAAUGAUCUAAACACCAAUCGUUAUCUUCUAAGGAAAACGCCUAAACGUAUAAACGUGGAAAAUGAAGAGUAAACAAACAAAGCCCGUGUUAUUGAUUGAGUCAUGAUUUCAACCUCCUAUAACCUCAAAUCACUGCACAGUGCAAGCAGGCAUGAUUUUCUCUUAUAUUCUGUUAUGUUGGCUCCUAUUAAAAGGAGAAGAGAGUAAACAAGUCAAAACAAUGCUGAGCUUUCAAGAUGGCUGAACAAACAGCCCAUUGAUGUUUCACAGCCACACAUUAUGGAGGGUCUAGUGGUCUGAUGGGUGAUGUGGAGAGGCUUAACCCUUAGUUGCCUGAAGCCUGACCCCUUUCCUUAACCUCUUCACAGAGAGAGAAAAUCAGGGAGAAGUUUGUUGCGGCCCUGCAGGAGGAGUUUGCUGGGAAGGGUCUACGAUUUACCAGAGGUAAGCCAACUGGCACAGGAUGUGAGCUGGGAAUUAAUAUCAGUGUAACUAUUAGCACCUCUAGUCUUGUAUUUCAGUAUUUCUUUGUAUGCCAUCUGUGCAUGGUGUGAUAUCUACAUUUCAAGACUAAUUUACAAACAUUUAUCGCUCAGAUAGAACCCUGUUAUGACUUGAACGUACUUACUCCUUUGCUGUAUUUUCCUUGCUGUUGUUUCCUAUAUGCCAGUUCACAAAGACUGUCUGCCAUGCGUAGUCAAUCUCCUGGACACAUUGUGCCCAACAUUGGGGCAACUUCAAUAAACAUUACUCUCCCCUGCUCCACUCUCUGAGGUUUAGUCAGACUAGGUGUUUGCUCACUGUGUAACAGGGUGUGAGACUUACUUAAUGGCCUGUGAAACUGUACACAAUUCAGGCAGCUGCACAAACAGCUGGAAAUAAGGCUGUUGUCUUCAUAAGGCACUCUGUUAAAGCCCUGGGCCAGUAGCAGCAGUAGUUACAAACACCCACAUUCAGCCUUACUUCAUCCUAACGGCCUUACUUCACCCUAACUGAGUGACUGCCCUGGGAAUCCCUCUGAUUGCUGAUGUUAACUGGGAAUCCUUCUGGUUGCUGAUGUGGAAGCUGAUGCUCAUUGCACUGGCAGCAGAGCCAGUUGGAGGGCUGUUUACACUGCAGCCGCAGAGCCUGAUAAAACGAGCCAAUGAGAAGGCUAGGGCAUAAGAUUUAUGUGUUUGCUCAUUGCGGUCUGUAUCUGCACGUCUACCCUGCCUCGGUUUGUUCACAUUUCACAUAAUAUAUGCAAUGCUGUUUAUGUCUAUGCAGCACUGUCUGUUCUUACGCCAUAGAUUUUUGCCCGUGUCACUCACCUCAAAAAGCGACAUUGCAGCGUCCCUUCAAAUACAGGCACCUUUGUCCUGGCUCUGUUUUCUUUAACCUUUAUGGUAUAUGGCCAAGGGUGGGGAAGGGAAUGGGUGGGGAUGGGCUGAGGAUGUGGGUGUUUGUGGCCAAUACACCCUCUGAUUGGCUGAAACCUCCCUAGCUGUUGCCUUUGUGAGCUUUCCCUUUAAAGGGUCAAGCAGCAGUUGCUACAUCCAUUUUUGGACUAAUAAAUUAAUGAUGUGACCCAUUGAUUCUUCAAGUAUAUAAUUAUAAAUGCCUUAUAAGCUUAGUUCAACUGUCGUACCCCAUCAGAACACAAAAUAUAAGCUAGUUUUACUCCAAAGUUUGUAAACAAAGUAAAUGUAAACAAACACUGUAUAGCCCCUAAAAACAUGGUUAAAACUAUAAUUUUGAUAUCAUGGAUGGUCAGUCCUUGCAUCCAUAGCUCUGUCUUUGAAUUUGAGAGUGCUUACAUUUCUCCAGUCCAAUCCCCACCAUUUUUACUGAAUCAGUGGUGGGGUGCUUUCUUAUUGCUUCAACUGCUGAUUGCCGCUUUAAACACUUCAGCAUUAUGAGGGUAAUGAAGUAGAAUCUGAAGGCAGGGGGGAUGGGCGAGAUGCAGAAUUUAAACUUACUUUGCUGAGGGCUUUUCAUGCACAUUCACCGCUCAUUUAAUUCAAAGAUGAACUGCUCUGGUUGUAGAAUGAAAAGGAAAGAGCGAUUAAAAGAAAGGAGCCAGCUAUAGGCUGUGUUUGUGGAACUGAGUCCACCUCAUGGAAGUCAGACAAGUAGUGAAUAAUCACCCAUAAUAAGACUGUCCUCCCUGGACACAGACUGUAUGUCAAGGCCAUCGCCACACAGUCGAUGCACAGGGCAUAAAUAAGUCUGUUCUGCUGAACUGAGCACAGUGAUUGCGGCUUUUAAUAUCCUUUCAUGCUUUUUGAGGUGAGAAUGUGUUGGGCUCCAAGUCUGUUGCAGAGAAAUGUGCAACAUUGACCAGUUGAAGGUGCAGUCUUAAAAAUAUCUCAAAGCUGCUGUUCCUAUAAUGGGGAAAAUAUCAUACCUAUUUUACAUGCAUUGGGCAUCCUCACUCAUCAGUACAUUGACCAACCUAAACAAAUAUCCCAUACAUGGCAUGGGAUAGCUGGUUGUAAUGUGUUAAUAAUCAUCACUAAAACAUGACUGAGGGUUUAUUUUAUGGGAGGGACUAAUAUUCUGUUCAGUAACAUGAUGUUAAAUUGUAAUGUAUAAAUUGAAGUUGACUGAAUUAUUACCCCUCAUGUGCCUCUCUAUUCAGGCGGUCUCAUCAGUUUUGACGUGUUCCCUGAAGGCUGGGACAAGAGCCUCUGUCUGGACGUGCUGGAGGGGGAGGGCCUGGACGCUAUCUAUUUCUUUGGCAACGAGACGUCGUCUGUAAGUGAAGGGGAGGACCUUGUGGACGUGUCAGUGAUGGUGGGGAAUGCUCUGAGGCUCAAGGUAGCAAUGAGAGUAGGAUUGUGCUGUGGCUUGAAUGUCAAAGGUUAA